Messenger RNA from Cherax quadricarinatus, 3095 nucleotides. RefSeq names its product 116 kDa U5 small nuclear ribonucleoprotein component. Gene Ontology annotation, cellular component: U2-type catalytic step 2 spliceosome; cytosol; U4/U6 x U5 tri-snRNP complex. The record is from RefSeq and is a predicted model, not a curated record. Gene Ontology annotation, biological process: mRNA splicing, via spliceosome. NCBI's taxonomy places the organism in Eukaryota, Metazoa, Arthropoda, Malacostraca, Decapoda, Parastacidae. Gene Ontology annotation, molecular function: GTPase activity; GTP binding; U5 snRNA binding.
UAGUUACUUAGUUAUUUACAAAAGGUGUUAUGCUGGACUGUGUCAUCAUCAGUUUGUGUAACUAAGCGACCAAAAUAAACUGGCUGGGGGAGAGUUGUCACAUUUUUCAACAGGCAAUGGAUGUUGAUCUCUAUGAUGAGUUUGGCAACUACAUUGGGCCAGAACUUGACUCAGAUGAGGAGGAGGAGGAUGACGAUGAGGAUUAUGCAGACCAGGACCAGGACGUGAACGGUUUUGAUGACGAUGAUGGUGCAGGAGGAGAGGAAGAGGAAGUCUCAGCUCAGGCGGUGGUGCUGCAUGAAGACAAGCAAUAUUACCCCAGUGCUGCCGAUGUUUAUGGUCCUGAGGUUGAGACCAUCGUACAGGAGGAAGAUGCUCAACCUCUGACGCAGCCCAUCAUUCAGCCAGUAAAGAUUAAAAAGUUCAGUCAUGUAGAGAAGGACUUACCCGUCACUUGCUACAACCUAGAGUUUCUUGCCGAUCUGAUGGACAAUCCAAACCUGGUUCGAAAUAUAUCACUUGUGGGUCAUCUUCAUCAUGGCAAGAGCACCUUUGUUGACUGUCUAAUUCACCAGACACAUCCAGAAUUCAGGAGCAAGGAGGAUGUUCCUGUUCGAUACACUGACACACUGUUUACUGAAGGCGAACGAGGGCUUAGCAUCAAGGCUACUCCAAUCACUCUAGUGAUGCAGGAUGUUCGCAACAAGAGCUUUCUUAUGAACAUCUUUGACACACCAGGACAUGUAAACUUCUCUGAUGAAGUGACAGCUGCUAUGAGGUUAAGUGAUGGUGUUGUGGUGUUCGUAGAUGCUGCUGAAGGUGUGAUGCUCAACACACAGCGACUCUUGAAACAUGCUGUACAAGAAAGGCUAGCCAUCACCGUGUGCAUCAACAAAGUGGAUCGCCUCAUACUGGAACUAAAGUUGCCUCCUCAGGAUGCAUACUAUAAACUGAGACACAUAGUUGAAGAAGUUAACUCUCUUCUCCAGCAGUAUACAGACCAGGAGAAUCCACAAACCAUCUCCCCUUUGCUAGGCAAUGUUUGCUUUGCCAGCUCUCAGUAUUCUCUCUGUUUUACUCUGAAAUCCUUUGCUAAAACAUAUUGCCAGCAUUAUGGCUAUGAGCUGCCUCUGGAGGAUUUUGCAAGGCGUCUGUGGGGUGACAUAUAUUUCAAUCCUCGUACUAGGAAGUUUACAAAGAAGCCUCCCACUUCAACGGCUCAGAGGAGCUUUGUAGAAUUUAUCCUUGAGCCUCUUUAUAAAAUCUUUGCACACAUUGUUGGAGAUGUAGAUACUCAUUUGUUAUCUUUAAUGGAAGAGUUGGGUAUCCACAUGAGCAAGGAAGAGCAGAAGAUGAAUAUCAGACCAUUGCUGAAACUUUUCAUGACUAAAUUCAUUGGUGAUUUUGAAGGGUUCGUAGAUAUGUGUGUUCAGCACAUACCUUCACCCAAAGCAUAUGGAAAGCAGAAGGUGGAGACAACUUACACCGGCCCGCUGGAUGCACAGCUGGCAGAGAGCAUGAUGGUGUGCGACCCGGAGGGUCCCCUCGUUGUUCACACUACCAAGCAGUAUCCCAAUCAAGAUGCAACUGCUUUUCACGUAUUUGGACGUGUUCUUUCAGGAACCAUUCAUGCUAACCAAGACGUUCGUGUGUUGGGUGAAAAGUAUACGCUCAUGGACGAGGAAGAUUCCCGUAUAUUGACUGUUGGAAGGUUGUGGGUGUCCGAAGGCCGAUACAACAUAGAGGUGAAUGCUGUUCCUGCUGGCAACUGGGUCUUGAUUGAGGGAAUUGAUGAACCCAUUGUGAAGACUGCUACCAUCACAGAUCUUCCACCCAGUAGUGAACUGCAUAUUUUCCGACCACUUAAGUUUAACACCCAGUCUGUCAUAAAGAUUGCAGUUGAACCAGUAAAUCCUUCAGAGCUGCCCAAGAUGUUAGACGGUCUUCGUAAAGUUAACAAAUCAUACCCACUGUUGAGUAAUAAGGUAGAGGAAUCUGGAGAGCAUAUUAUUCUUGGAACAGGAGAAUUAUACCUGGAUUGUGUCAUGCAUGAUCUGAGGAAGAUGUACUCAGAGAUUGACAUUAAGGUGGCUGACCCUGUGGUCAGUUUUUGUGAGACUGUCGUUGAUACGUCCUCACUAAAAUGUUUUGCAGAAACUCCAAACAAGAGAAAUAAGAUCACCAUGAUUGCCGAACCAUUAGAAAGGGGUUUAGCUGAAGAUAUUGAAGGAGAAGUUGUACAAAUAAAUUGGGACCGUAGACGACUGGGAGAGUUUUUCCAGACACGCUAUGAUUGGGAUGUGUUGGCUGCUCGGUCAAUUUGGGCUUUUGGUCCCGAUCAGAGUGGGCCAAAUAUUUUGGUAGAUGACACACUGCCCUCAGAAGUAGACAAGAAUUUAUUGUCAUCUGUAAGAGAUUCUAUUGUGCAAGGUUUCCAGUGGGGUACAAGAGAAGGUCCUCUCUGUGAAGAACCCAUUCGAAAUUGUAAGUUCAAGAUUCUUGAUGCAGUCAUAGCCGAGGAGCCUUUGCAUCGAGGUGGUGGUCAAGUUAUUCCAACAGCCAGGAGGGUGGCAUACUCAGCGUUCUUGAUGGCAACGCCUCGACUCAUGGAACCUUACUAUUUUGUGGAAAUCCAGGCUCCAGCAGAUUGUGUAUCAUCAGUAUAUACGGUGUUAACAAAGCGUCGUGGCCACGUAACCCAGGAUGCCCCUGUAGCUGGUUCCCCACUCUAUACUAUUAAAGCCUUCAUUCCAGCCAUUGAUUCCUUUGGGUUUGAGACAGAUUUGCGUAUGCAUACACAGGGUCAGGCCUUCUGUUUGAGUGUGUUCCAUCAUUGGCAGAUUGUGCCAGGUGAUCCUCUAGAUAAGAGCAUUGUGAUUCGCCCCUUAGAGCCCCAGCCAGCCACUCAUCUGGCCCGUGAGUUCAUGAUCAAGACUCGACGGAGAAAAGGCUUGUCAGAGGAUGUAUCUAUUAAUAAGUUCUUCGAUGAUCCUAUGUUGCUGGAACUUGCCAGACAAGAUGUGACACUCAACUAUGCUUAAGGGUUAGUUUUAGUUUGUACCUGUAUGAGAAAAAAUAUACUUUACAUUGUACAA